GGCCCGGCCCGGCCGCCCCCCGGGACAGCCCCCGAGCCCCGGGCGGCCUCACCUCGUAACGCGGCCCGCACCAGGCCCCGCGCCGCCACCGCCAACAUCCCGCCGGGACACGGAGGGGCAAGGGCACGGGGCGGAAGCGGAAAGCACCUCCGCCACCGCGCUGCCCCCGGGGGCGGAAGCGAGCAAAUAGCUUCCCGGGACGGCGCCGGGUCGGUGGCGGGAGCGGCGAGUGCCCGGCAGCGCCUGGCACAGGGUGAGGAGCAGGAGCAGCCGCUGGGGCACCCCGGGGCGGCGGCAUGAAGGGAGGCGCCGCAGAUUGCUGGAGGUCUGAUCUGUGCAGCACCAUGGACUCGUCAGAAGAGACUGGAGGCUCCUCUGCAGAAGAAAACUACUUUGUGAACUACACCUUCACUGACGCUCCCACCUCAGGCCGUGUGGCCCAGGGUAUUAUGAAAUUAUGCUUGGAGGAUGAGCUCUUUGCCGAUGUUACAAUAUCAGUGGAAGGCAGAUUCCAGCUGCACCGCUGUCUCUCAGCUCAGAGUUGCUUUUUUCGUUCUAUGUUCACUUCCAACCUAAAGGAGGCCCACAACCGGGUGAUUGAGCUGCAGGACGUUAGCGAAAGUGUCUUUCAGCUUCUUGUGGACUACAUUUACCAUGGAACUGUAAAGCUGAGGGCAGAGGAGUUGCAGACCUAUGAAGUGGCAGACAUGUACCAGCUGACUGCCCUUUUUGAAGAGUGCUCCCGUUUUCUGGCCCGUACGUGCAGGUUAGAAAACUGUCUGCAGGUCAUGUGGUUGGCAGACCAACACAGUGACAUGGAGCUCUACACAGCUGCAAAACACUGUGCAAAGUCACAUUUGUCUCAGCUGCAAGACACAGAGGAGUUCCUACACCUGCCUGUCCGCCUACUGACAGACAUCCUUACAGAUGGCGUUCCAUGUUCUCAGAAUCCAACGGUUGCCAUAGAAACCUGGAUCAACUUCAACAAGGAGGAGAGAGCUGGCUUUUCAGAGACUCUGCGAUCAAGUCUGAAGGUAUAAAAAGACCUUCUAAAUGUUCACAUCUACCUGAUUGGAAAGGAGUCUUCACGUACACAUUCGCUCGCUGUCUCUCUACAUUGUGCUGACGAUGACUCCAUUAGUGUGAGUGGCCAGAACAGCUUGUGUCACCAGAUCACCGCAGCCUGCAAGCACGGUAGUGACCUAUAUGUUGUUGGUGGCUCCAUUCCACGACGCAUGUGGAAAUGCAACAAUGCGACUAUAGACUGGGAAUGGUGUGCCCCUCUGCCCCGUGACCGGCUCCAACACACCCUCGUCUCUGUGCCAAGCAAGGAUGCAAUAUAUUCACUGGGGGGGAAAACUCUACAGGACACUCUCUCUAAUGCUGUCAUAUAUUACAGAGUACGAGACAACGUCUGGACAGAGACCAGCCAGUUGGAAGUGGCAGUCUCUGGAGCUGCAGGUGUAAACCUCAAUGGUGUCAUUUACCUGCUGGGUGGGGAGGAAAAUGACUUGGACUUCUUCACCAAGCCCUCUCGGCUAAUUCAGUGCUACGAUACCAACACAGAGAAAUGCCACGUGAAGCCAUACGUGCUGCCUUUUGCGGGGCGCAUGCACGCUGCUGUGCACAAGGACGUGGUGUUCAUUGUCGCUGAGGGGGAUUCACUGCUAUGCUAUAAUCCCCUACUGGAUAGCUUCACCCGGCUAUGCCUCCCCGAUGCCUGGAGUUCAGUACCAUCCCUCUGGAAAAUUGCCAGCUGCAAUGGCAGCAUCUAUGUCUUUCGUGACCGCUAUAAAAAGGGUGAUGCAAAUACUUUUAAACUUAACCCAGCCACCUCUGUUGUAACAGUCACGAGUGGCAUCAAAGUGCUGCUCACUAACCUGCAGUUUGUCCUGGCCUAAGCAGGAAAAACAGGCCAGUGAUAGAAAGGGCAGCAACAGUGUCCUGCUGUGCAGCUUGGAGACACCUACCACCCUCAGCACCAGUCCCAAUUACCACAAGCUCACAACAUCCAGUAAAGACCCCAUUCUCUGUACCUGUGCAGAGGAAGUACAGGCUUUCUGAUUGUGGGCCUAUUCUUUUACAUAGCACUAUUGAACUUUAUUGAACUCUUGUACUUUAGAUUUCAGAUGAACUAAAUGCCAUUCCUUUGAUUCCUUGAUGAUAAGCUGCUUGUGUUUGAGGCACAAACUGCAGCAAAUGGCUAUUUUAGCCUGGAACCAAUCUACAAAUAACAAAUCCUGUGGCAUACGGACAACAUCUUCCUUGGCCCAGGCUGCUAGUUUUAACUGCCUAGGAGCCCACGUGUUGCUGCCAUGUCAGUCACAGAGCUAGAUGUGCACUGUAGCCCCAGGGAUAUCCCCAUUUAAACAUUCCUAUGUCCUAUUGCAGAAGGAGGGCAUGGCAGACAGAUUCCAGAGCUGACCCUAGGACCUUAAGUAGGUUGCAUUCAGCACUUCUCCUAGAGGAGUGGUAACUAACUGGGUACUUGCUUACUGCUCUGUCAUCACCUAGCAUAAAGAAGGAGAUAAUUUUUAGACACUGGCUUCCUUUACUGUACAGGGAAUCCCCACCUGUAAUUAUAACAUAGUGUUGGUGAAAGACAGAAUUAAGACCACUUCCUAUUACCCAUCUCUCUUGGCACUGUAACCCUUUGGGUAAGAAUCUGAAUAAAGUCUCUGUUGAGACAAAGGUAUUUUUUUUUCCUUUGCUUCAAAUACAAAUAUUUUCAACUUCCUGUGGAAUUCCAGUUCAGCUGAGCACUGAUAUCUGGAAAAGAACUAUGAGGCUCCAAGAGAACUAAGGUAUUAACUACAAGAAAAGAAAGCUUUAAUGAAACAGCCCAAUUUCCCCUUUACUGUAGUUUAUGUAAAAACUUCUUUAUUGUUGGUCAAGAAGAACAACACUUAAGCCUUGAUUAGAUCAUAAAAACAUUUUUUUAAAGCAGCUGAGAUGGGGAUUUUGGUAGUUCUUACUGACAUUAUGCAGCUGUCCCAGUGAUCAUGUUCCUGUGAAAUUUCUCCAGGACCUGGACUUGCUUGUGUCGAAUGAGAAUGUGGGGACGAAUCUUGGCAAUGGCCUGAAUUGCUUCCUGAGGGCUCCAGUGAUGCAGCUGAAAAGGCAGAAACCCAGCAAGUGAAAAUCCAUUCCAUCCCUGCACCAUUUAAUGGAACCUUCUCAGAGGCUAUAGGCAACAUUAGAGGUGUUAGAAAACUUA
This is a messenger RNA of Chiroxiphia lanceolata (lance-tailed manakin), 3217 nucleotides long. It is a transcript of the gene KBTBD4, whose product is annotated as kelch repeat and BTB domain containing 4. Gene Ontology annotation, molecular function: protein binding. The record is from RefSeq and is a predicted model, not a curated record. Lineage: Eukaryota; Metazoa; Chordata; Aves; Passeriformes; Pipridae.